Molecule: messenger RNA, 1728 nt
Organism: Plasmodium gaboni
Lineage: Eukaryota; Apicomplexa; Aconoidasida; Haemosporida; Plasmodiidae
Product: WD domain, G-beta repeat-containing protein
Exons: 2
Coding region: 1-1728 (575 amino acids)
Biological process (GO): ribosomal large subunit assembly
Cellular component (GO): nucleolus
Molecular function (GO): protein binding
Source: RefSeq, a predicted model, not a curated record
AUGAAGAACAGUACAAGAGUAUUAAAAGACAGUAAAAUACAAACAUUCAAUACAUGUUUUGAUAACAUAAAUUUAAACUAUGCUUCUCUAAAAAAUAAACACUUGAAAAAUGGACCUUCAUUUUCAUUUUUCUACGAAUAUGCUCACGAUAGAUCAAUUUUAUCCCUUUCACUAGAUGAAAGUGGAACAUACAUGGCUACAGCUAGCGCAGAUCAUUCCAUACGUAUACACAACCUAAAAAGUUUAUCAACUAUAAAAGAAUUAUAUCAUAAAAAAUGUGGUCAUUAUGAUUGGGUUAAUGAAGUAUUUUUUACCAAAAGAAAUGAAGUUCUUUCAGGAGGAUUGGAUGGAAAAUUGUGUCUAUGGAAUACUAUAUAUUCUUGUAAAAUUCAGAAAAUAAAUAAAAUUAUGAACUGUUCAGAAUAUUUAGAACAGAGAAAAAAAGUGAAAGAAGUAAAAUUUAAAACAUCCAAUAAUGUAAUAACUUGUAAAGAAAUGUGUGCACACCAUUCUACAAUUAGUGAUAUGAAAUUUGAUAAACAAAAUGAUAAAUGUAUUACUAGUAGUUAUGAUAAGACCUUAAAACUUUUUGAUAUUCGUAAAUUUCGGCAACUAUGUAUAUAUAAAGGUAAUCAUACUUGUCCAAUUACAAAAUUUUUGUGGUUACAAAACAAAAUAAUAUCAGCAGAUAAAAAUGGAUCUCUAUGUGUAUUUGAUGUAGAAACAUCUCAAGAAAUACUUAAUGCUAAAAAUACACAUACUGGAAAUAUAGGAGCUUUAAAUUAUUUUUAUUUGUAUAAUAAAACUGAAAAAAAGAUGAUAAAUAAUAACCCAAAUAUGGAUCAUGAAAAACGAAUGGAUAAAUCCUUACCCUUUUCAAGUAUAUCAUCAAAUGAUAUUAAAAAGAAUUAUUCUUUAAAAAAUAAAAAUAAUAACAAUAGAGAUAAGAAUAAUAAAAGAGAGGAUGUUAAUUAUGAUGACAAUUGUGAUGAUAAUGUUAUUAAAAAAAAUAUUAAUAGAAAUAUUAAUUUAAUUAGAUCAGAUAAUUUAUUUGGACAACAUGAUAAUUAUUUAAAUUUAAAUAAUGAAAAGAUACCCUUAAUAAUUACAGGUGGUCAAAAUGAUGGAAUAUUGAAAGUAAGAGAUUUUCGUAUAUUUCAUAAAUAUAUCAGUUACAAAAAAAUACACACAGCUAGCAUUAAUAGUAUUAUAACUUAUAAUUUAAACAAUAAAACAUAUAUUAUUUCUUGUUCAGCAGAUGGUUAUUGUUAUCAAUUUGAAAUACAGAGUAUAUGUUCAUCAAAUUUGAAUAAUUAUUUAAAAAAGAUAUGUGUAAAUGAACCCAUUUUAUCAGCACGAUAUAUUGGAAAUCAUUUUAUUUUGGUUGGUUCAUCUUUUGGAAAUUUAUUUUUAUUAGAUUUUUCUGAUUGUUCAGAAAAUACAUUAACAGAACAACCUAAAAAUAUAGCUUCAAUCAAUGAAAUUAAUACAAAUUCAAUUAAUCUUUCUGAUAAAAUUAAUAAUCCUUUAAAUGAAAAAAAAAGUACUAAUAAUGAUAUAUUAUGGGCUUUCGGGGCUUGUAAGAAAGGAGGAAUUAAUUGCAUUGAUUGUAUAUUUGUUUAUGAUUCAAAAAAUAAGCAUACAACUGAAUUUGAAAUGUAUAAUAUUAUAACAGCAGGAGAUGAUGGUAUACCAUGUUUCUUAUAUAUACCCAAUUCUUAUAUUUAA